This is a messenger RNA of Plasmodium gonderi, 1074 nucleotides long. RefSeq lists its product as hypothetical. The record is from RefSeq and is a predicted model, not a curated record. Lineage: Eukaryota; Apicomplexa; Aconoidasida; Haemosporida; Plasmodiidae. Bases 1 to 1074 code for a protein of 357 amino acids. The transcript has a single exon.
AUGAACGCUAUGAUGGAAGAUAAAAGGAACGAAUUUUCCUUCGAAAAUGAAGAAUUCGAGGAUGUUGAACAUGCGUAUGAUAAUUUCAAUUCAGAAGUCCACGUUCAUAUGGGAUUGAAUGGUGAGAAUGAAAGUGAUGUUAUGAUUGAUGACUUCAGCAGCAGUGGAAGCGAAUGUUCUGGAAGUUGGGAAUCGUUAAAUAAGGACGAUUGUGAUAAUGAGAACAGUGAUACAGACAGAAAAAGUGAGAAUGAUGGAGUAGGGGAUAAUGACGAAAUGAGUGAGGGAAAAAAGAAAAAAAAAAAAAAAGGGGAAUCCAAAAAGGGAAAAAAAGACAAUGACAUAAAAUUAGCAGUUAAAAUUGCAUUACAAGUAUUGUUAAAAAAUCAACCAUUUCCAGUUAAAAGAGAAGAAUUAUUUUCAGCUAUUAUUAUGUAUGUACCGAAUUGUAACAACAAUACAAAAAAAAAAAAAUUGAUUUUAAAAUUAUUAAAAAAAAAAGUGAAAAACAUCUUGGCAUUAAACUUACUAACAUUAAAUUCGAAAACCAAGACCGAAUAUGUGUUAACGCAAAAUAUUACCUACAAAAAACAUAAUGAUUUUUUAUUUUCCAACUUAGAUCAUAAUAUAAGGGGAUUUCUCAUUUUUCUUAUACCAUUUUUUAAAGUAUUUCAUAAUAAAAUACCAUUAAGCUAUUUGCUUUACGAAUUAAGUAAUAUAGGGUAUAAAUCGUUAAAAACAAAAGAAGAAAUUGUCAAAAUUUUGAAUUCACCAAAUGUAUUUACAAGUAUUGUUAAUCAUAUUAUAAUGAGUAAACAGUUAGUGGAUCCCCUUGAUUAUUUAAUAUAUUCCAAAAAAUUGUCUUAUAUCGAUUUUAGCAAUAAUCAUCAGUAUGAUGAAAAUUCUAUGGAUGGCUUUUAUUGCAUACCCACUGCUCGAUUUGAAAAAGAAAUUAAUAUAAGACAUUAUAUAUUGGAUAUUAUGAAUGUUCCAAAUAAAAAAUUCCAACUAAAGGAUAUGUAUGUAUUGUUCGAGGAGAAAUAUUUCUUGGAUCUCAAUUAUGACAAUUUGUGA